This is a messenger RNA of Rhopilema esculentum, 5827 nucleotides long. RefSeq lists its product as uncharacterized. Lineage: Eukaryota; Metazoa; Cnidaria; Scyphozoa; Rhizostomeae; Rhizostomatidae. The record is from RefSeq and is a predicted model, not a curated record.
AUUUUACUCCAAAAUAUUUUAGUCUCUUCAUUAAUGUUUCGUUUAAUUUGGUUUUUUCAUUCGUCGCUGAAUGUGUCUUCAAUCGCGGUUUGUCUUUCAUCGUAGUUUUGGCCCCAUCAGGACUUAUAAAAACACGCAAAUUAGCAUGUUAAGGGGGAGUCUUUUUCGAGAAUCAACGAAAAUGAUUUUGAUAGAAGAAAAAUACUAUACUCAUUACAAAUUCUCCAUCUUCUUAGCAUGAUUGAAAGCCACGAGUUGUUGACAAUGUUUGAGCUUUUGACCUUGUUUGUGGGAAUUCGAUAAUUUUUGUUUUCAGUAAAAUAUUUACAAAACAAAUCAUUCUAGCCGAAAGUCUGUUUUGUACCUAUAUUUUGUUACUUUGACCCGUCAUUGUUUAUCAAAAAUCUUACUGGGAGGUCGUUUAUAACGAUAAAGAUUUCUAUGUCCUGAGUCAAGAGAAUGGAAAGAUUCUAAUAUGAAAAUAAAUAUCGUUUAUCUAAUUAAGAAUGACAUUUAUCCAAACAGGUAGCUUUUUAAAAAGAAAGCGUUAACCUAAAUCCUGUUAAAUAUAUACUUGCUGAAGAAAACACAUUUCUUUUUAUACAGGAUUAGGAAUAUCAAAUUAUAGUGUAACUAAGUUUUCAAAUGGUUCACUGUUUAAAAGAGUAAAUCGAUGGUUUGAGGCAGACGAUCAAACACAUAAAGGUUAAAAGAAUAAUUUUUUAUAUAUGUUAUGGUAUGAGAUAAACCUCUGAAAUAAUAUCUCAUUUUGCGAAAUGUAGAAAUUAAACGUUUUAAUAUUCACAACUAAUUAAACAAGUUCAUCAAUGUUAGUUUGUCGUUAAUGAUAUUGCACAAUCUGGAGAUUUUACAAUUUACAAUUAAUUUUACAAGAUUCUUUCCAUUUUAUUGACCAUUAUGUUGAUAAGCGUAACCCUCAAGCUAACGAACAGAUCUGUAUAGGAAAAACUGUAGACUCAAAAAGAUGUGGGACCGAGGACAACCUCACCAGAUGGGGCAGAAUGUUUCGUUUUCAGGAACAGUUUUAGGACGUUCCGUUUUAGUGUCAAAGUUGAAGCAUGACUAGCCAUAUGGCUUAACACAGCCGGAAAUUUUUUGCCCGUGUUUUUCGGUGGAAAAGAAUACGUAUGUUUGUUUGUUUGUACUCCAGAACACCUUCAAUCAGGGACGCCGGAGAGGGGGGCGCGGGGGGGCAACCGCCCCUCUUGCCCUUUGUUAGGAGGAGCAAGGGGGCCAAAGUGCUUUUUUCAUUAUAGUGACCUUAUUUUCGGCCAUUUGUAAUUAUCAAAGAAAUUCAUAUCAAAUCCUGAAUUUUUUGAAAAAUUUAAUUGCAAUUUUGAUAGAUGAGAUAGGGCUGCAAAGCUGACUAUUAACAAUAUUUGUUCACAAAUACCAAACUGCAAAUUAAACGCAAUUAAUCUCAUAAAACCACAAAUAGUAACCAAAAAUCACCAGACCCUUUUCUUUAUUAUGCUCCUGUUUUUGAUGAGACAUUAAUAGUAUCGUCAACAUCACGGCCGAUGAAGUUUACGAAGAUCAAUAAAUUUCAUACUGGAGAUACGUAACAAAGCUUGCAGUGGUUUGAUUGGAGUUAUAUACAAGAGGCGGGGAUCAAAUUCGGAACCUUGUGUUAACCCAAUACAUAUAUAAAAAUUUCCAAGUGGCACUUGGACAACACGAUACACACUCACUUUUUUUAUAAGAAACAAAGGUCGAUGUUGAGCACUCCAGUUUCUUAAUGUUCCUGAAAUUUCAAUACUUAUUGUUUCUAAAGAGUUUCUUAAUUAUGAUGUCAUGAAUGAUGUUAUGAAAUGUUCAUGACCUCUUUUAUCACGUCAAGAGAUUCGCCUCCGUUCCGAUGCUGUAUUUAGAUGUGGGAAGUAUGUUUUCAUCCCUUGUGUUUUAAGUUCUAGGCCAACAGGGCAAUAAUGUUCUUGGAUUUUACAAAAUUUCGUUGUUCUUAGUUUUAUCACGAUUUUAUAGUCUCUUAAUAUUUUUGCUUCGAGUACUGAAGUUUCUCAACUUUUUCUGACUGUACAAUACUCGUUUCUCAUAGCCAGUUUCUAAAAAAAUGAGUGUAUUUCUAUGCAGUUUUGCUUUCCGGUGUGAUAGUUUGCUAAUCAGAAAGGAUUUAACAAAGAAAAUCGAAAUGAUUUCAUAAUACUGGAAUACUUCUGUUAAGAUGAAAAACGAUCACGAUUGCCUUAGAAAAAAAGUUGGGACUUUUCCGUUCCUAUUUCGUAAUGUUUACAUAGCUGAUAUCACUAGGCCAUUACUUCUUUACUACUUAGGUACUGAAAAAUUGCUGGAUGAACUCAUGGCUCUUCCUUUUCCUUUAGUAGUUUGCAGAGUCUGGCAUGCAGUGACGUAGCCAGGGUGGUAAGAUUGGGGGGAGGGGGCAAAGGCGAGUUGAGCUUUAUGGAAAAUGGGGCCCACACCUUUCGGAAGGCAAGAUAACGCACUUUUUCAAAUAUAUCUUUUGUCGUUUGGGGGGAGGGGGAUAUCGUCCGCCCCUUUUGCCUCCACCUCACUACGCUACUGCUUGCAAGUGUUCUUUGCGAGUUAAGAUUGCAUAUCAUGUUAUUUGUAAUUCAAGAUGGGUCUCCUAGCAUGAACACGCUUUAAGCUAAACAGAGACAAUCAAGAAGGAAACAAGAUUUGUUUUUCUUGAUAAACAUGAGGUGAGACAUUUGUGAGAAUUUUAAAUGACGGUAAAUGACAGAAUGCGGUUUAGGUAGACAGUACCAAAAUCAUUCCAAGCUUUAUAAACUAUUUGUUGGCCAUUAAAAUUUGAUUGCAGAGGGAAAGAAAAUUGAGCUUUCUCACUAAUUUAGCGUUUUCUUGGUACAGCAACAUGCUGUUUUGACAUCCAGGAAAAUGUUUUGAAGAAUAAGAAGGAUAUAUUGUGCAGCUGUGGUUUUCCGUUUAGUUAUCCGAACGUGAAAAAUGAGAACUUCAAAUCAAAGAGGCAGAUGAUGACAAUAAUGAUGAUUAUGAUGAUGACGAUUCAUUGCAUUUUGUUUCCGCGACAGAAAACGUGGUGUUGCAAGUCGGUGGGAUCGAGUCUCGCACGUCGAUUACCAAAACAAACGAAUGCUGGAGAUGUCAUUGCCAACAGAUUUUGAAGAACACACAGUGACUGAAAAUUUUUACGAAGCAUUGCUUAAUAUGCAGAUCUAGAAUCAACUGCCUGCGCAAAUAUUUGCUAGGCCAAUCAAGCUGCGGUGAAUGGUCUUUUUAGCGACCAAUUUGAGUAUUUUCCAAGUAAAUUCAUUGACAAACGUGUCUUUAAAGAGCAUUUAGUGUGGAAACAAGACAAGAAGGAACUGAACAUCGCAAUGUGUUGUGGUGAAUGGGAAAGGGAAGGUGCUUCUGCGGAAUCUUUUUAACGAUUUGAGACAGAGGAGAUGGAUGCAAAAAUCAAAUCAGAAAACAAUGUAGUAAAAGACAAAACAGCGCACGGGAAAACGGAACAAAGCAUCAGAUUGAUGAAAUCAGCGCGCGGCUCUGAUUCUGCUUUGAAGCGGGACAAACUUGCCUCAGGGAACUUAAUAAAAAGAGCACCACGGAGAACGAAUGCAGAAGCAAAUGUUGAAACGUCAAGAAGUCGUGCGGCACAAAACGGAACAACAAAUACGCCAAAAUUUAUCAGCCAGCGAUCCAGAACGAUGUCAAAUCUAGAGAUUUGCAGUGAUGUCAAAAGGACAGGAGAAAGAUCUACAAGUGGCAACCAUAAAAGCCGCGGCAGCAUUGAAAAUGACAUUGUAGGUUCCAGGCCUCGUAGAAAGAUAAGCGGUUCUGCGGUUAUUUUGCAGCGACCUCGAGCAGGAACGUCAUUUUCAGACACGACGUCACCGCGAAUCGCUGAGGAGAACGCGAUCAGCAAUAAUCGUUCAGUCGAGGGAGACGACGGUUAUGAUCAGGUGUCCUUGGUCUCUGUUGAAGAAGAGCCGGUUGGGAAUAUGAGCAAGAAACGACUGGGACGAACUAAAAGUGGACCUUUGAGGCAGGUGCUUGAUAAUGGCCGCGAGAUUGAUCAAAUUUUGGGAAGCGCACGGAAAACGAGGAGCUCGUCCGAUGUCGAUGUGUGGAGAACUCGGAAAAUUAGCGCAGGCUGUUCUGAAAGGAAGGAGAUUAUCGAGAAGUAUAUAAAAGACAGUCCGGAAACGAACAAGAGCAAGGAUACAUCGAAUCCGAAUAUUCAAGAAGACAAUAAAUCGGACCAACCCAAAAGUAAUGGUAACAAAAGUGUUAACCGAGGCUGGGGUUUAUUGAGAAAGAAGCUUUUAGAAGUGACAAACAAAACGAGGAAAGUGACACAAUAGUUGAGCAAAAUGAGCAGAGUGAUAAACUAAAUGAUGACGAGGCGACGGCAGAGUAUUGGAAAAUGCUUCGAGAACGUCUGCGGAACUGCAAACCAGCUGAUAUUGUUGCGAGUUCUGAUGUUGGAGAGAUUACCAAAAGGAAACAAGACAUUGAACGGCGUAAAAGUACAAAUAGGCUGAAAAACGGAAGGAACUCUUUCUUUGAGACUGUUCUGACGGCGCAUGAAUUAUCGAAACAAGGCAGGCUGGAUACUGGACCUAAAAGGAAGACAAGCACGUCAUUAUCCACAAGAAGUGCGAGAAGUGAUUCGUUGCAGUCAUUGCCCGACAUUUCAUACAAUUGCAAGUUCAAAGCCAGCCCCCACUUCCAGCGGGCAAUGGAGCAAAUUAUGGGAACUGAUGAUAGGUUGCCCGAAGGGGGUAAUGGGACGCUGCCUCUAGAACGGCCUAGGACUCUUGCGACAAGAUACACGUUUUAAUCAUUUUGAAGCGUGUUUGUUCGUGGUGUGUUAUGUAGAUGCUCAAAGAUUUUAAGGAAAUUUUAGGCCAAGCAGUAAAAAGUUAAGUUCCCAGUAUAAGCUCGGCGCAUGUCUCCUUUCCAAGAGUGUUUAUGUACACAAUUUACAAACAUGCUAUUUUCAGUAUUGAAUAUGCGAAGAAUUUACUGAAAAGAAUUCGUGUACUGUUGUAUGUUGAUAUUUCUUUAACAGUGUUUUAAAGGGUUGUUUAUCCUGACUAGGGUUUAUAAACCAUUCUAACUAACGCUCAACUCGGUCAACUCUUAGUUGAGCUAAAUCGUCAAUUCUCCGAUCGUUUUCUCUCUCAGUUUAUUUCUUUGAUAAAUAUACACCACAAACUAAAUGCCAUAAAAGCUAGUAGUUUGAAUUUCGCAGUGCUUAAAGGGGGCUUUUCUAGGUGCCCAAAGAUCCACCUUUCAUAUACUUCACUACCUUUUUUGUUUUAACAAUUUGGAUUUGAUUUUCGAUAAAAAGAAAGAAGAGCACAAGAACCAGAAUCGCGGCAAAGAAUGUCACCUAGAAACAAUUAACUUCUUGCGUUGUGCAAGCACAAGAAAUACUGUUCAUGUUCUUUGAUGUUAUUUGCAUCUAAGCUUUUCCGAAUUCCCCCAUAAUGCAACCUUCGCCAUAAGAAGAAUGCAGAAUAUUGAAUCCCCAAGGCAAAUAUUUCAAACUAGCUGGCGCCUUUCCAAGACCCAACAGGUGCAAUUAAUAUCUUUACAAAUAUCAUAUUUAAGUGCAAAAGAACCAGACAUUUUACCAAGGAAACUGUUUAAACUUGGUGUGGCACUUGCAUAUGUAAUGCUUAACGUUGAUAUGUUUCUUUUAAUGUCAAUAUUGUACAUACAAGCAUGGCUCGAGAAAUGAAUCCUGAUCGGCUAAAAAGCUGUAAACAGAUUAAAAGUGGACGAAUUUCUGUUGUAAGAUAUAGAAAGACUUAUACCUAAGUAAAAUUAACAAGGU